Messenger RNA from Dunckerocampus dactyliophorus (ringed pipefish), 851 nucleotides. RefSeq names its product basic transcription factor 3-like 4 (gene btf3l4). The transcript has 6 exons. The record is from RefSeq and is a predicted model, not a curated record. NCBI's taxonomy places the organism in Eukaryota, Metazoa, Chordata, Actinopteri, Syngnathiformes, Syngnathidae. The coding region runs from base 138 to 614 and encodes 158 amino acids.
GUCAACACUUACUUCGAUGCAAACGAAGAAGAACAAAAAUCCAUAUCCAUUUGUAACUAAAAAAAAAAAAACCUCCUCCUAGUAAUCUCAAUCUCUUAACCCCGCAUGCCUCCUUGAACACUGGAUCAGGUGAAAAGAUGAAUCAGGAGAAAUUGGCCAAACUUCAAGCCCAAGUGCGGAUAGGAGGAAAGGGCUCUGCACGCAGAAAGAAGAAGGUGGUCCACAGGACUGCGACAGCAGACGACAAAAAGCUUCAAAGUUCACUAAAGAAGCUGGCGGUCAACAACAUUGCUGGGAUUGAGGAGGUCAAUAUGAUCAAGGAUGACGGGACAGUAAUCCACUUCAACAACCCCAAAGUUCAAGCUUCCCUGUCAGCCAACACAUUCGCUGUUACGGGUCAUGCCGAGACCAAGCAGCUGACAGAGAUGCUGCCCGGCAUCCUCAGCCAACUGGGGGCCGACAGCCUGAGCAGCCUGCGCAAACUGGCCGAACAGUUCCCACGGCAAGUGCUUGACAGCAAAGCUCCAAAAGCAGAGGACAUUGAGGAAGAGGAUGAUGACGUUCCAGAUUUGGUGGAGAACUUUGACGAAGCAUCAAAGAAUGAAGCAAACUGAUGUGCGUGACUGCAGUGAAACCAGCAAUUCACCCAGGACGUUUUAGACAGGACCUACACACACACACACACACACACACACACACAUACCAGAGACUUUUCUUUUAACAGAUGGUCCACAGUUAAUAUAUGAAUUUCUCAUAAAUGAACAAUUGAGCCGCAUUGCUGGUCAUUAUAGCUGUCAUAUUGUUUUUUUGUUUGUAAAACACAAUAAAAAAAGCAUUAACAUUUUUUAUUA